Peromyscus leucopus (white-footed mouse) is the source of this 546-nucleotide messenger RNA. Its product is annotated as odorant-binding protein-like. Gene Ontology annotation, molecular function: small molecule binding; odorant binding. The transcript is spliced from 5 exons. Bases 1 to 546 code for a protein of 181 amino acids. NCBI's taxonomy places the organism in Eukaryota, Metazoa, Chordata, Mammalia, Rodentia, Cricetidae. The record is from RefSeq and is a predicted model, not a curated record.
AUGGUGAAGUUCCUGCUGCUCGCUCUUGUGUUAGGUGUGUCCUUUGCACAUCAUAACAAUCCUGAAAUCACUCCCUCAGAGGUUGACGGGAAUUGGCGCACCCUUUACAUAGGUGCAGAUAAUGUGGAGAAGGUACUCAAAGGUGGACCUCUGAGAGCUUACUUUCAGCACAUGGAGUGCAGUGACGAAUGCCAGACACUCACAAUCACAUUCAAGGUCAAGGUGGAAGACGAAUGCCAGACACACACAGUUGUGGGAAGAAAAGAGAAAGAUGGCAUAUAUAUUACAGACUACUCUGGUAAAAAUUAUUUCCGAGUUAUGGAGAAGGCAGAUGGCAUCAUCAUCUUUCACAAUGUUAAUGUCGACAACAGUGGAAAGGAGACAAAUGUGAUUUUAGUUGCUGGGAAAGAAGAGAAUCUGAGCAAAGCACAGAAACAGGAGCUUAAGAAGCUGGCGAACAAACUCAAUAUUCCAAAUGAGAAUAUCCAGCACUUGGAGCCCGCAGGUAACAGCAUUGUGUUUCACACAGCACACAAAUGCAUCUGA